Triticum turgidum subsp. durum (durum wheat) is the source of this 624-nucleotide messenger RNA. Lineage: Eukaryota; Viridiplantae; Streptophyta; Magnoliopsida; Poales; Poaceae. The record is from the annotation of a GenBank genome assembly.
AUGUGUGGCCGCGACGACGACUGCUACCUGACGAGGGAUGAAGUCAAGUACCUCUUCAUCUGCUUCGGCGUCGUCGCGGUCGUGGUCCUCCUCGCCGUCCUCCUGGCCGCCUUCGUCUACCUCCGCCACGUCACCAUCACCGUCGAGGACGCCUCGCUCACCAGGUUCGACCUGCUCACCUCCCCGGUGACGGGGAUCGCCUACAACCUCUCGCUCACCCUCAAGGUCCGCAACCCCAACUGGGCGAUGAGCAUGAAGAACGUGGAGCCCUUCGUGGCCGCCUAUCGGUUCGACGGCCAGCAGUUCGACCGCGUGCAGGUCGCCGCCACGGGCGACAAGCACCCCGCCGGCGCCACCAGGGUGUACCACCUCACCUCCUCGUCCCAAGGCGCCUUCGUGUCCCUGGGCAGCGCCGGCGAGCAGGAGUACAGGAAGGAGAGCAAGACCGGGACGUUCGACGUGGAGGUGGCGCUGACCCGCAAGGUGAGCUACACGGCGCGCUACACCAAGUGCAAGAUCGAGGCCGUGUGCCCGCUCAAGCUGCAGCUUGUCAAGCCGGACUCCACCACCGUCGUCUUCCAGAAGGUGACGUGCAAGCUCCAGAAGGCCGAGAAGAACUGCUAG